Molecule: messenger RNA, 1074 nt
Organism: Melanaphis sacchari
Lineage: Eukaryota; Metazoa; Arthropoda; Insecta; Hemiptera; Aphididae
Product: metallo-beta-lactamase domain-containing protein 1
Exons: 2
Coding region: 256-852 (198 amino acids)
Source: RefSeq, a predicted model, not a curated record
UAUUUAUUAUUAUUAGCAUGUACCAUGCACUACCUAUGUAAUUAGUUACUUAGUACCUAGAUAUGUAAAUUUAAACUGUUAGAUAUACAGACUUAAAAAUUUUAUAGCCUGUAGGUUACUUAUUAUAAAUGCUUACCUAUUUUAUUAGGUACCCUAUUGAAGUCUGACAUUUAUUAAACAUUACCCUUCGAUUUGAUCUGUGGUUGUGAGUAAUUCAAAUAAAAAAAAAAUUCAUACCUACAGUUCACUUCUAUCAUGUAUGAAGUUCACAUCCUUUUUGUAGGCUAUUGCCGGCCGACAGAAGGUGGUAUGUUAGCCAAUUGUACGUGCACAUUAAUUAAAGGUCCUAAAAACAUAAUUGUUGAUACUAUGACUCCAUGGGAUGGUAAGAAUUUAAUAAAUGCUAUUGAAAAACAUGGUAUUGGAUGUGAUGACAUUGAUUAUGUAGUUAGUACUCAUGGUCAUUCUGAUCAUGUAGGUAACAAUAACUUAUUUUUAAAUGCUAAACAUCUGGUAGGCCGAUGUGUUAGUUACAAACAGAUGUACUAUGAUGACAGUAAAUUUUUCAACAGUGAUGGUGUAUAUGAAAUUGAUGAGAGUCUUAGAAUUAUCUCAACCCCUGGACAUACACUGACUGAUGUAUCUGUUAUCGUUCAAACCGCCAAAGAAUUAAUUGCAGUUGUAGGUGACUUGUUUGAAAAUGAAGAUGAUGUAAUGGAUGAAUCUAUUUGGUUAAAUGCUGGUAGUGAAAAUCCAGAUUCACAGAAAAAAUUUAGAAAAGCUAUAAUGGAACAAGUGGAUUGGAUUAUACCAGGUCAUGGUGCCAUGUUUUCUACUAAGAAAUACAAGUGAAUAAUUAUUAUUAAAUGUUUAAAAUUUUAUCAAUAAUCUUAACUGUUUAAUUUAUAUUAACACCUCUCAGUCCUAUUAUAUUAUAAUUAUUUUAUCUGUACAAAAUAUACUGUAAACAAUUGUAAGGAAUUAUUGACAAAUAUGAUGAUAUUACAAUUAUUAGUACUUAUUUUUAUAUGCCUUACAAUAUUUUUUUUUACAAACAAUAUUUAUGUACCUAUG